Messenger RNA from Trichoderma asperellum CBS 433.97, 498 nucleotides. Lineage: Eukaryota; Fungi; Ascomycota; Sordariomycetes; Hypocreales; Hypocreaceae. The record is from RefSeq and is a predicted model, not a curated record.
AUGCAGCAAAUCACCUGUCACAUUCUCGUCUUUGCUGAGGGGACAUUAGGUUUCAAUGCGGGCUGCUUGAAACCCACGCCUCGGCCAUGCGAGCCAGGAGCAGCAUUGCCAGUCACAUAUCAACCACCGCCGCCACCACCAGCGUCGCCGUCGCAGCCAUACAAGUGCUCGUGCCAUACAGGGCCGUUGCCGUUGUCCCUUCUGGGCAAUGCCAGCAGCACAAUGGCCACGAAACGGGCAAUCAGAAUGCCUGUAGGCGCCAUGGCGCGUGCACCCUUCUCCAGUAGGCGGCGCGCCGUUCCCACUUCAGACCUAGUUCUCCGCGCCAUCCAUGAUAUCUCGAGGCUAAUGCAGGCUACCGGUGGAAGAAGCGUGCUUAUUUUGGGAGCUCAGGGACGCGGCGGGGAUGGCAUGGAAAUUGACGAGCACGCGAAGGCGCAGGCUGUCGUCAGUCCCUGGCUUCGUCUGCUCUCGUCCGUCCUUCGUCGCCAAUCCUAG